UUAUAAUUUUGUAAUAUAAUGCUGUUCUUAUUAUGACAGUUGUUGAUGUGAUAAGAUCUUUUACUGAUAUUGAUGUAUUACUUUACAUAAAAAUACUUUAGGAGAUAGUAAUAUUCUACUGAAAUUUAGUAAAUUGCUGAAAAAAAGAUGUCAGAUGACUCAAGCUUGUAUAAACUAGAUGGAAUUGAUGGAAAUGAAGCAGGAGGCCUCAUUAUUCGUAAGAAAACUUCAGAUCAUACUUUUAAGAAGCCUUCUCUGUUAGGACUCGAGAAGCUUGCGGAACGAAAAAGAAGAGAACAGUCACAGGAACCUACUAAACCUACUAGUUCAAGGUCUGAAAAAUCUGAAGGAAAGGACAGGAGAUAUCGAUCUUAUGAAGAAGAAACUCCUACUCACACUGGUGGUGUCAACACUGAAGCACAACGGAGAUUAGAAUCACGGCUCAAGCGUCAAAGAUUAAAUGUAGAUGAUAGAGGUUCUAGAAAUUCACACAGGAGUCGUGAAAGAGACCGAGAUAGGCGAAGAGACAGGGACAGAGAAAGUCGAGGCAGAGAUAGUGUGAGGCAAACGCCUCUUAGAUUUAAAGAUGAACCCCAGACACCCAAAUUCCGAACGAAAGAUCCCACUUCCAAGAGCAAUUGGGACGAUGACGAAGAUGAAGAACCGCGACGAUCGAGCUGGGAUCAUCCGACACCGAAUAUUUACAACAGAGAUGGCAGGACAGAUCGCGACAGCAUCAGAAGCGAAUUUACUCCUUCUUAUAAAUAUAAUUCUUGGAACAAAGAUUUUAAGAGUUCUGGUGCCACUCCAAUGGUAGAUGGAGAGGAAAAGGAAUUGUGGGAGGAGGAACAGCAAAGAUUGGAUAGAGAAUGGUACGGGUUGGACGAUGGAGAGAACAAUGCUUUUGCCAAUGUGUCCGAGGAAUACACACGAAAGAAGGAAAUGGAACUGGAGGCCAGGAGACAGAAACGCCUUUCCGCACAACAACGACAAAUAAAUAAAGAUAAUGAAUUGUGGGAGCGUAACCGUAUGUUAACAUCGGGAGUUGUCAGCUCGUUGGAACAUGAUGACGACCCCGAUGACGAGGGUGAAGCGAGAGUUCACUUGCUGGUUCAUAAUGUAGUCCCGCCAUUCCUGGAUGGUCGCAUCGUAUUUACAAAACAACCAGAACCAGUUGUACCUGUGCGCGAUCCUACAUCUGAUAUGGCUCUCGUAGCGAGGAAAGGUUCAGCGCUGGUCAAGGCAUAUCGCGAACAAAAGGAAAGGCGUAGAGCACAAAAAAAGCAUUGGGAAUUGGCUGGAACACACAUUGGCAAUAUUAUGGGUGUACACGAUCGGCGUAAGGACGACAAGGAACAUGCGGGACAAGAAACAGAUUUUAAAGCCGGACAAAAAUACGCACGGCAUAUAGGAGCAGGAGAAGUAACGGGGGAAGCUAGGCAUAGAUCUAUUCAACAUCAAAGAAGAAGUCUCCCCGUAUUCGCGGUACGCCAAGAGCUGCUGAACGUUAUCAGAGAGAAUAGCGUUGUCAUAAUAGUAGGUGAAACAGGUAGCGGUAAGACGACUCAAUUGACGCAAUAUCUUCACGAAGACGGAUACAGUCGUUACGGUAUAAUUGGUUGUACUCAGCCUCGAAGAGUAGCUGCUAUGUCUGUUGCGAAAAGAGUGUCUGAUGAAAUGGCAACUGCUCUAGGUGACAAAGUCGGAUAUGCAAUACGUUUUGAAGAUUGUACUUCGAAGGAUACAAUCAUCAAAUAUAUGACUGAUGGUAUUCUAUUGAGAGAAAGUUUGAGAGAAGGGGAUUUGGAUCGUUACAGUGUUGUCAUAAUGGACGAAGCUCAUGAACGGUCGCUUUCCACUGACGUAUUAUUCGGUCUUCUCAGAGAGGUGGUUGCUAGACGACACGAUCUAAAAUUAAUUGUAACUUCCGCAACGAUGGAUUGCAGCAAAUUCUCUGCUUUCUUCGGUAACGCGGCAACGUUUCAAAUACCUGGACGCACGUUUCCCGUCGAGGUGUUGCAUGCGAAGAAUCCGGUCGAAGAUUAUGUAGACGCGGCUGUAAAGCAAGUCAUGCAGAUUCAUUUGCAGCCUAAAAGUGGCGACGUACUAGUCUUCAUGCCUGGUCAGGAGGAUAUUGAAGUCACUUGCGAAGUUUUGAAGGAACGUUUAGCUGAAAUCGAAUCAGCACCAUCUCUCUCUAUACUGCCUAUCUAUUCCCAAUUACCGUCGGAUCUGCAGGCAAAAAUCUUCCAACGGUCUGAAGGUGGUCUUCGCAAGUGCGUCGUGGCAACUAAUAUAGCAGAAACGUCGCUAACAGUCGACGGAAUCGUUUUUGUUGUCGAUUCUGGAUAUUGUAAACUGAAAGUAUAUAAUCCUCGAAUAGGUAUGGACGCUCUGCAGGUAUAUCCUGUUUCGAGAGCCAACGCCGAUCAACGGCAAGGAAGAGCUGGUCGUACCGGUCCUGGUCAGUGUUACAGAUUGUACACACGGAGACAAUAUUUAGACGAAUUAUUAUUAACUGGUGUUCCUGAGAUACAACGUACAAAUUUAGCUAAUACAGUGCUUCUAUUGAAAUCAUUGGGAGUACAGGAUCUAUUGGCAUUCCAUUUUAUGGAUCCGCCACCACAAGAUAAUAUAUUAAACUCGUUAUAUCAGUUGUGGAUUUUGGGCGCACUCGAUCAUACUGGACGUCUGACCGCCCUUGGCCGGCAAAUGGCCGAGUUUCCUUUGGAUCCACCUCAAUGCCAGAUGCUCAUAGUCGCCUCGCAACUCAACUGCACUGCCGAUAUCCUCAUUAUCGUCUCCAUGCUGUCAGUUCCGUCGAUUUUUUAUCGACCUAAAGGACGCGAAGAAGAUUCAGAUUCGGCGCGUGAAAAGUUUCAAGUACCAGAAUCAGAUCACCUAACAUAUUUGAACGUGUACAAUCAAUGGAAGGCAAAUGGUUAUUCAAGUUCCUGGUGUAACGAUCAUUUCAUACAUGCAAAGGCGAUGCGCAAGGUGCGGGAGGUACGGUCGCAACUCGAAGAAAUUCUAAAACAACAAAAAAUGGACGUUGUCAGUUGCGGUACCGACUGGGAUAUCGUGCGAAAAUGCAUCUGUUCCGCAUACUUUCACCAAGCAGCACGUCUGAAGGGUAUCGGCGAGUACGUUAAUUGUCGUACCGGAAUGCCAUGUCAUCUUCAUCCUACCUCCGCGCUAUUCGGCAUGGGAUUCACGCCUGAUUACGUCGUAUACCACGAACUCGUAAUGACUGCCAAGGAAUACAUGCAAUGCGUUACCGCGGUAGAUGGUCAUUGGCUGGCCGAAUUGGGUCCCAUGUUCUUUAGUGUGAAAGAGACUGGUAGAAGUGGUCGCGCGAAACGACGGCAAGCGAUGCAGCACCUCCACGAGAUGGAGCAUCAAAUGAAGGAGGCUGAAGAGGAGAUGAAGGCACGCGCCCAAGAGCAACUCGAACGCGAACAGGCGUCGGUUCGGAAGAAGGAAAUAUUAACGCCUGGCAUUAGAGAACCGGGCACCCCCGCUCCCUAUCGCAACACUCCCGGAAGAUUAGGAUUAUAAUCAGUUUUCCUAUGUAUAGUGUAUCUCGACGUGUAUACUGUUGCAAAUAUUUCAUUAUCUGCUAAGAGGAAAAUAC
This is a messenger RNA of Camponotus floridanus (Florida carpenter ant), 3634 nucleotides long. RefSeq names its product pre-mRNA-splicing factor ATP-dependent RNA helicase PRP16. The coding region runs from base 148 to 3558 and encodes 1136 amino acids. The record is from RefSeq and is a predicted model, not a curated record. NCBI's taxonomy places the organism in Eukaryota, Metazoa, Arthropoda, Insecta, Hymenoptera, Formicidae. Gene Ontology annotation, cellular component: intracellular anatomical structure; spliceosomal complex. Gene Ontology annotation, molecular function: RNA binding; ATP binding. Gene Ontology annotation, biological process: mRNA splicing, via spliceosome. The transcript is spliced from 4 exons.